AUCAUUUGGAUAAGUUUGCGUAAUGCGCUGGAUGUAGUUAGAUUCUUCCGACCCAUGAAAAUCUCGAACCAAUCAAACCGUAAUCAGAAGACAGAUAUUGCUUGCUGCCAUUCUCAGAGGCAAAACAUCAAACACUUGAUCCGCAUCACACCUCCGAGUGAUGAUAUUACCUUUCGCCAAGCUAGGAACACUUGCUCUCAAAACCAUCUGCAAACCAAUCGCCAAACGCAUCAAGAAAGAGGCUGGUCAUUAUCCUCAGUUCCGUUACGCAAUUAUCAACUUUGCACAGGCUAAUCAUCGGUUCAGUACAAAGUUGCAAAGGCGAAUAUAUGGUCAUGCAAUAGAUGCGGCUAUUCGCCCCCUAAACGAGGAAAAGGCUGUCCAAGCUGCUGCAGAAUUUUUUGGAGAACUUUUCGUGUUCACAGUUGCAGGAACUGCUCUUAUCUUAGAAGUUCAAAGGAGUUCAAAAUCGGAAGCUAGGAAGGAAGCACUUCGAAAACAAGAACUCGAGGCUUUGAGACAACGCGAUGACGAUCUUGCUAGAGAAAUCGAGAUGCUCAAAUACAAAAUUAACGAAAUAGAACAGAAUGCUAAUGGACAUGGAUCAUCCAAUUUUUUGAACUUUAGAAACCCGCUUGCAAUCGAGGGCAGAAAAGUCAAAGGAAUUUAGCUACAUGAACACUUCAACUAGUUUGAAACUUUUCCGGGCUAGAUCUCUUGAUCGAUCCGUUAAACAUAAGAGGUCACGUGACAUGGUGACUAUUAGCAUGUAGACAUUUAUGUUAUAUAGUUAUAGGCAUGUGUUGUAUUUCUAUGAUUCAACCAUUUAAAACUGUUCAUGAAUAAUUAUUCUUUUAAGAGAUGAUGCUCUUGAAGAACUUGAAUGUGUAAGAUAACGGGUUUAUACUUUA
Messenger RNA from Helianthus annuus (common sunflower), 911 nucleotides. RefSeq names its product OPA3-like protein. Gene Ontology annotation, cellular component: mitochondrion. The coding region runs from base 161 to 670 and encodes 169 amino acids. The transcript is spliced from 4 exons. The record is from RefSeq and is a predicted model, not a curated record. Gene Ontology annotation, biological process: regulation of lipid metabolic process. NCBI's taxonomy places the organism in Eukaryota, Viridiplantae, Streptophyta, Magnoliopsida, Asterales, Asteraceae.